This is a messenger RNA of Neoarthrinium moseri, 540 nucleotides long. RefSeq lists its product as uncharacterized. NCBI's taxonomy places the organism in Eukaryota, Fungi, Ascomycota, Sordariomycetes, Amphisphaeriales, Apiosporaceae. Gene Ontology annotation, molecular function: mRNA binding; structural constituent of ribosome. The coding region runs from base 1 to 540 and encodes 179 amino acids. The transcript is spliced from 2 exons. Gene Ontology annotation, biological process: translation; negative regulation of translation. Gene Ontology annotation, cellular component: ribosome; mitochondrial large ribosomal subunit. The record is from RefSeq and is a predicted model, not a curated record.
AUGUCACAAACCAUUGGGCUGACAAAACACUCCUACACCCGCGUCUGGCACCACAUCUCGGCCUCGAAGCCGCAUCCCACCCUCUCCACACAGCCGAAUGUCACCCCGCCGUCGCUGGGCCGCCUGGCCUCGCGCAUCGCCACCAUCCUGAUGGGCAAGCACAAGCCGACCUGGAACCCGUCGACCGACUGCGGCGACUACGUCGUCGUGACCAACUGCGCCGCCCUGCACGUCACCGGCCGCAAGAUGUGGCAGAAGACGUACUACCGCCACAACACCAAGCCCGGCUCCCUGCAGAGUGUCACCAUGGACGUGCUGAUGUCCAAGUUCGGCGGCGCCGAGGUCCUGCGCAAGGCCGUCAGCGGCAUGCUGCCCAAGAACCGCCUGCGCGACAAGAGGCUGGCCCGCAUGAAGGCCUUCGAGGGCGACGCCCACCCGUACCAGAAGAACAUCAUACACUUUGGCGGCGUCAAGGUGGGCCAGGAUGGCUGGCAGGAGGCCGUCAAGGCCAUCAGGGAAGCAGACAUGAAGAAGUUAUAG